CAACUUCAAUUAUUCAGUAAUAAAAUAAUCAAAAAUAGGAAAAAAUGUGUGUUAAUUAUGUUAAAUAGCCAUAAGCAAGUAAUAGAUGUAGUCAGUGUAUGUGUAAUUAAUUAAUUGUGUUAAUAUAAAGGUGGAAUUUAUUCGUUAACAAGAGAGAAAAGUGAUGAUUUAUAGCAAAAGAAAUGAAAUUCUUCAUUGUGUAUUUGUGAAUUUACAAAUUAUUUAAUAAUUUGUGCCAAAAGAGAUUAGUUAAAUAAUAUUUAUUGACUGUAGAGCUGUGUGAUAAACAAUUUUGGAUCAUGAUUAUCAAUAUUGUACGCUCAACAAGCGUAUUCUUCAGUUUCUGUUUAUUUUCCUUCUUAUUAUUCACAAUUGCUUACGUAAAUGGACAAAAUGAUAAUCUGUCAAGUCCAGCACAACAACAGCCAAAUAGUAAAGUUAAUUCAAUUAACAUAAACAAUAGAAGUGUGACAAACAGUAAUAAAGAGCCACAAGCUAGUGAUAGCGUAGUGAUAAAGAAGAAAUAUUCAAAUUUGAAUAGUAAAUAUGAGACGCAGUCAUCGGUGACAUCCACAACAAGCAUUGGUCUCUUUCCUGGACCGAAAAAGAUGAGACAACCAAAGUGUACGGAUCGACAAUUUCAAUGUAAGAGCGGUGAAUGUAUUCCUAUUAAAUACAUAUGCGACGGCGAAUCAGACUGUAAGGAUAGGAGCGAUGAGGAUCCAACAGAGUGCUCUAAUAUAAAGAAUGAGUGCACUAAAGAUCAAUUUCAAUGCGACAAUGGACGCUGUAUACCAAAAAGAUGGCAAUGUGAUCAGGAGAAAGAUUGUAAUGAUGGAAGCGAUGAAGAUGCAAGCCAUUGUCAUUUAGAACAUUUGACGCACUGUCGGGACAAUGAGUUUCUCUGUAGAAAUGGAGAGUCGUGCAUACCGAGAAGUUGGGUUUGUGAUAGCUCGCCGGACUGCUCCGAUAAAUCUGAUGAGAGUCGUUGUGGUGAUGAUACCUGCCGCUCUGACGAGUUUACCUGUAAUAAUGGUAGAUGUAUACAAAAUAGAUGGGUUUGUGAUCGAGAUGAUGAUUGUGGCGAUGGAAGUGAUGAGGCGAAAUGUACACCAAAAAUGUGUGAUCCGAUUAAACAGUUUCAAUGUUCUGAAAAGUAUUGCAUUACAUCAAAAUGGCGUUGCGAUGGUGAAAUGGAUUGCCCUGAUGGAUCCGAUGAAAAGAACUGCUCAAUUAUCAUUCGACGUGAAUCCUCAUGUGUACAAGCCGAAUAUCAAUGUAAAGAUGGCAUAACAUGCAUACAUCGUUCUUGGGUGUGUGAUGGCGAGCAAGACUGUCCUGGAGGUGACGAUGAGAAGCCACCAAUUUGCCAAAACAUCACAUGUCGUGCAGAUCAAUUUCAAUGUGCAGAUAAGACAUGCAUUCACGGUCGAUUCCAUUGCUCCGGUAAAGCAGAGUGCAAAGAUGGAAGUGACGAGUUAAAUUGCCCAAUUCCAGACAGAACAUGUGACCGCAAGACAGAAUUCGAUUGUGGUGACGGCAUGUGUAUUCAGCUGUCAAAAGUUUGUGAUAAGAUACAAGAUUGUCCAAAUAUGGAAGAUGAACCGAUUGAUAAAUGUGGACGUGAUGAAUGUAAAGCGAAUAACGGCGGAUGUUCGGAUAUAUGCGUAGAUACACAGGCUGGAUUUUAUUGUGAAUGCCGGAAGGGAUAUAAAUUGUUAAGUGACAAUCGUACGUGUGAGGAUAUUAAUGAAUGUGAAAUACCUGGUUCGUGCUCCCAAUUAUGUACUAAUGAACAAGGAGGUUUUAAAUGUGAAUGUGCAUCAGGCUAUUUAAAGGAUCCACGUGAUCAUACGAAAUGUAAAGCGACCGAAGGACAUGCCUCACUUCUCUUCGCACGUCGACAUGAUAUUAGGAAAAUCUCACUCGACCACCGUGAAAUGACAUCAAUUGUUAAUGAAACACGAUCGGCCACAGCAUUAGACUAUGUUUUUCGUACUGGUAUGAUUUUCUGGAGCGACGUAACUGAACAGCGUGUCUACAAAGCACCAAUUGACGAAGGUACGGAGCAAAUUGUGGUUCUUCAGGACAAGACAGUGACAUCAGAUGGACUUGCGGUAGAUUGGAUUUACAAUCACAUUUAUUUCACUGACACAAAACGCUACACAAUUGAGAUAAUGAAUUUUGAUGGUAAUAUGGGAAAGGUACUGAUAAAAGACAACUUGGAAAUACCACGAGCAAUUGCAUUAAAUCCAUUGGAAGGCUGGAUGUUUUGGAGUGAUUGGGGAUCGAAUCCGAGAAUAGAACGUGCUGGUAUGGAUGGAACACAUCGACAAACGAUUGUUAGCUAUGAUGUGAAAUGGCCGAACGGAUUGACACUUGAUAUCGUGCAGAAGAGAAUUUACUGGGUCGAUGCUAAAUUAAAUGUAAUUUCAUCAUGUAAUUACGAUGGUACGGGACGUAAUUUAGUGCUCCAUUCAACCGAUACCCUCAGACAUCCAUUUUCAAUUACAACAUUCGAAGAUUAUGUGUAUUGGACCGAUUGGGACAAGGAGGCUGUAUUUCGUGCAAAUAAAUUCAAUGGAAAAGAUGUAGAACCUGUCACAGCAUUACAUAUGCUCCAACAUCCGAUGACAAUUCAUGUGUAUCAUCCCUAUCGACAGCCAGAUGGUGAGAAUCAUUGUCAAGCAGUGAAUGGACACUGCUCUCAUUUAUGUUUACCAGCACCCCAUAUAAACGAUAAGAGUCCGAGAAUAUCAUGUGCAUGUCCGACAGGAUUAAAACUCCUGAACGAUGGCCUGAUGUGUGUUGAAGAUGAUACCCAAACAACAACAACAACAACACCAGAGGAAGUCGAAAAUUCGAGCACAAAUCAUCACGAAACAACUGAAGUAAAAAGUAUGCAUCCGAUACAUCAUCACUCAUCAAAUAUUUAUGAUAGUGAUAAAGAUAUUUUUAGAUCGCACAGAAAAGGACGAGGAUUAAAUUUGCAUGAUAAAAUUAUCGAAAUUGAUCGACGCUUGAGUCUGGAAUAUUUGAAUAAGUCAGGUAUUUGUGACAUUUUGAAAAGAAAAGAAGCUAAUUCGUCAGAUGCAGGUUCAUCGAUAGGUGCUGGUUCACCUAAGGAUUACGCAUUGCUUCCAGUUAAUGCCUCAGAUACUUAUUAUUGGUCUUCGGUACUUGUUGAGCAUUCUGAUAAUUACCGUAAGAAAGAAGUUUUUGAGAACAUUUCUAGCGCCGACAAAAAUUUUUCACAUACAAACAUAAAAGUAUUAAAAUUUUUAUGUACACGAGCUGGACUUUACAAUAAUGCCACACAACCAGAACAAGUCCUGAAUGUUGCACCCGACUCUGGAUACAUCGCUAUUGUAACAAUUCUCAUUGCUACGUUGCUGUUGCUCGUCUUAACAGUCCUGGCUGUGUUUGUCUACCGACAUUAUGUUCACAAAAAUCUAACGUCUAUAAACUUUGAUAAUCCCGUAUAUCGUAAAACAACAGAGGAUCAAGUGCGUUUGAAGAAAUCGCUUUCGCCGAUAAUAUAUCCAAGUACAGUAGGAGAGGAACUGCGCGCCUUAGCGCAAGAUUGUCCAAUAUAAAUAAAGAAUAUAGUAUAGCAAAGAAUAAAAGUAAAUGAAGUGAAUCAGAUGGAUAAUGUAUUUUAGCGAUAAUAUUUUUCAAAAAGACGAAGAAGACAAGAAUGGAAUGAAGGAAGUGUGACAGCUCUUGUGACCAUCAUCACUUUUAAUGGGAUGACAUCAGCAUCGAUGCUUCUCUCCAACCUUUAAAAAAAUCCAUUCUUUGUAAAAGCAAACAACAACAACAACAAAAAAACACAAAAAUUUUCUUAUUUUUCAUUAAGACUUCGUAAAAAAAAGAAAGAAAUGAUGAUGAACAUUUUUGUAGUGAUAUCAGGAACAUUUAAUUUCCCCCUCCCUAGUAGGUUAAGGAUAUAAAUAAUUUAAUAAGAUAAAUUUAAAAAAACCACAUUAAAGAAGAAAAUUUCGGAUGAAUUUAAAUCGUCGUUAACUCGAAAAAAUAUAUAAAAACUCAUUCUUCAAGCGUUUAACGUAAUGAAAAUGUGCGAGAGAUUCUUAUGGUUUCUAAACUAAGGCAAUUGUGCUAUAAUGAUGAAAAAACAACGAAAUUUUCAUCCUUAAAAAAACUCUUAUAAAAUAUAGAAGUAUAAAAAAAUUGUAAAUAUUUGAUUGAGCACCCUUUCAAAUUCUCUAGAUAUAUAGAACUCUUAAUCCUUCUUUCUUUGUCUCUCUUUCUUGUUCAAAUCAUUCAGUUCAUUUCCGUUUUUGUUAAUUUCCCUCCCGAAAAAAAAAAUUCAUCUCUACAAAUUUGCAUUUUCAUUUUCACCACAUUUUUAAUAGAGCCAAGAAAUUCAUUAAUUAAAAUUUUUCCUACCGC
Messenger RNA from Chironomus riparius, 4413 nucleotides. The record is from the annotation of a GenBank genome assembly. NCBI's taxonomy places the organism in Eukaryota, Metazoa, Arthropoda, Insecta, Diptera, Chironomidae.